Chinchilla lanigera (long-tailed chinchilla) is the source of this 1237-nucleotide messenger RNA. It is a transcript of the gene Ambp, whose product is annotated as alpha-1-microglobulin/bikunin precursor. Gene Ontology annotation, cellular component: plasma membrane; cell surface. The record is from RefSeq and is a predicted model, not a curated record. Bases 93 to 1151 code for a protein of 352 amino acids. Gene Ontology annotation, molecular function: serine-type endopeptidase inhibitor activity. Lineage: Eukaryota; Metazoa; Chordata; Mammalia; Rodentia; Chinchillidae. The transcript has 10 exons.
CCUCAGUUCACAGUCGUCCCUGCCAGGGAGGUGGUGGCUCCUCUGUCCCCAGUCCAAGUGGAGAGACACCCAAGACAGAAGAGCUGGGAGCCAUGUGGGGUGUUAGGGCCCUGCUCCUGCUGCUGACCGGAUGCCUGGCUGUGAGUGCGAAUUCUGUGCCGAUGCCGCCAGAUGACAUCCAAGUGCAGGAGAACUUUGACGAGUCCCGGAUCUACGGGAAGUGGUUCAACCUGGCUAUAGGCUCCACAUGCCCAUGGCUGAAGAGGAUCAAAGACAAGCUGAGCGUGAGCACGAUGGUGCUGGGCCGGGGCACCACGGAGGCACAGAUCAGCACGACCAAGACCCACUGGCGGAGAGGAGUAUGCGAGGAGAUCUCAGGGAUUUACGAGAAAACAGACACGGCCGGGAAGUUCCUCUACCGCAAACCCAAAUGGAACAUAACCAUGGAGUCUUAUGUGGUCCAUACCAACUAUGACGAGUAUGCCAUUAUUCUGACUAAAAAGUUCAGCCGCCACCAUGGACCCACCCUUACUGCCAAGCUCUAUGGGCGAGAGCCGCAGCUGAGGUACAGCCUACUGCAGGAGUUCAGGGAGAUGGCCCUGGGUGUGGGAAUCCCCGAGAACUCCAUCUUCACCAUGACCAACAGAGGGGAAUGUGUCCCUGGGGAGCAGACACCACAGUCCGCCCCAGCCUCGAGAGCCCGGCGGGCUGUGCUGCCCCAAGAAGAUGAAGGGUCAGGGGCUGGACAACCAAUAACUGAUUUCAUCAAGAAAGAAGACUCCUGUCAGCUAGGCCACUCGGCAGGUCCCUGCCUGGGAAUGUACAAGAGAUACUUCUACAAUGGCACCUCCAUGGCCUGUGAGAUCUUCCAAUAUGGCGGCUGUCUGGGCAAUGGCAACAACUUCAUCUCAGAGAAGGAGUGUCUGCAGACCUGCCGAACAGUGGCGGCCUGCAAUCUCCCCAUAGUCCGUGGCCCCUGCCAAGGCUCAACCCAGCUCUGGGCAUUUGAUGCCGUCCAGGAGAAGUGUGUCCUCUUCACCUACGGGGGCUGCCAAGGCAAUGGCAACAAGUUCUACUCAGAGAAGGAGUGCAAGGAGUACUGCGGUGUUCCUGGUGAUGGGGAUGAGGAGCUGCUGCGAUUCUCCAACUGAUGGCCAGAGGGUGGCCGGUGUUUCUGCCAGGGCAGGCUAGGCCAAGUGACCUGAGUCCAAAUAAAACCAGACUGCAUGUUGCUGGG